AUGACGUCGGCCGCCGGCCGUCUCGCCUGCGUCGUCCUCGCCGCCGCGAUAUACCCGGGCUCCUCCGACUCCACAAACGGCCGCUCCAACUCAAUCUUCAGACUCGUCGCCGCUUCCGGCGCCAGCGACGCCGGGAUCAGCGAAAGCGAGUUGGGACCACCCGGCUUCUGCCGCCGGUUCGCACCGGACGAUGGCCGAGGGCGCCCGGCCUCCGGUCCGAACAACCUCGCCGGCGCGCUCGUCGCACGCCCCGCAGCAGCAUCCGCGGGCCGCACUUUUGUCGGCGUCAAAGAUCCCCAGGCGCUCUACCAGCGUAUCGAUGCUCGACCGGUACACGAGCUCCGAGCCCGCGCCACCACUCCGCCCGCUCUUCUUCGACAUGGGCGACGGACUGGGCGAGUGGUGCGCCGCUUGGUCCUUGUGCUGCCAGCAAUACAACUCUUGCCGGUCAAGGCGUCCCUGCUGCUGUUUUUGCUGCCGCGAGCGUUUCGAGGCGGGAGACCCCGAGGGUGUGCCCGACGGGGUGGCCGCCAGCGAACGGCGGCACGGGUUGCCGUUGGAGGUGAUGCCGUGGCAUGUCGUGUCGGCGUCGAGGAGUCGGCGCGGGACAAGUAA
Parascedosporium putredinis is the source of this 615-nucleotide messenger RNA. Lineage: Eukaryota; Fungi; Ascomycota; Sordariomycetes; Microascales; Microascaceae. The record is from the annotation of a GenBank genome assembly.